This is a messenger RNA of Adineta steineri, 330 nucleotides long. NCBI's taxonomy places the organism in Eukaryota, Metazoa, Rotifera, Eurotatoria, Adinetida, Adinetidae. The record is from the annotation of a GenBank genome assembly.
AUGAGACGAGGAAAUAAUCGUUUAAUUUUAACAAUGUCACAAAUUCAACAAAUAAGUGCACGACGUGAUUUAAUUGUACUUUCUAGAAUUUGUACUCUUCUUGGAUUAUUACUAACCAUUUCAAUUCCUGCAAUGAUAGCAUAUUUUAUUUAUCUUUCUUCAGGAUAUUUACCAUGGUGGUUAUCGCAAAGUCAAUGGCUUGCUUUUAGUUUAAUAACGUGUAUAGUCACUAUUGUUUUAUUAAUAAUAUCUCCUCAUGUUCGAAAAUUAUGGACAAAAAAAUUUCGUCCUCGUAAUAUUGUAAUACUUAUGAUUAAUAAAAUCCAUUAA